This is a messenger RNA of Brassica napus (rape), 4084 nucleotides long. Its product is annotated as exopolygalacturonase. The coding region runs from base 480 to 1754 and encodes 424 amino acids. Gene Ontology annotation, biological process: carbohydrate metabolic process. The transcript has 5 exons. The record is from RefSeq and is a predicted model, not a curated record. NCBI's taxonomy places the organism in Eukaryota, Viridiplantae, Streptophyta, Magnoliopsida, Brassicales, Brassicaceae. Gene Ontology annotation, molecular function: polygalacturonase activity.
UCAAUUAACUUACAGCAUGAAAAUUAUCAAAUUGUUAUAUUUAAAAUAAUUAUAUACAUAUAUUCUAAUUAUGUAAAAUAUAUAUAAACAUGAAAAUUAAUAUCUGCACGAUUGUGCGGGAUCAAAUCUAGUGUGUAGAAUUUAAAAUUUUAAUAAAAUAAGUAGUUUUGUCAGUAAUUUGUUUUCUUUUGUUACAAAGUUCCGUUUAAAAAUGAAAUACCAUGUGAUGUUUUCUCUGCAUUUAAUUAUAUUUUGGUAAAAAAUAUAAUUUUAAAACGUGUGAAAUCUCUAGUUUUGUAAUAAAAUCUUUAGUUUGGACGAUUGGUCAUACAUUCCACUUGAAGUUGAUAACGUAGGUAAUUGAGAUUUUGUUUCUAAUUUUGUUUUCUUAUUGAGAUUUUGUUUCUAAUUUUCUUUCUUUAAAAGAAAGUCAUAGCCAAAGACAAAGCACACAAAUCUAAGAAGAUUGUAUCACAAAGAUGACUAACUGUAAUUUUAUCAUUGUCGUUAAGUUCUUCGUUACCUUCUUAAUAUUUGUUUCUCCAAACAAAAUAUUAGCUUUUUAUGAUAGAUUCUAUGGAUAUGCUGAAGAACCAAUGGGUCCAUCAUUCUCAUAUGAAGUUUUUGAUGUCUCCACGUUCGGAGCCAGCCCUAACGCGGACACAGACAACACUCUUGCAUUUGAGAAGACAUGGUGGGCAGCUUGCAACCACCAAGGAAAAUCAAAGUUUUACGUCCCGGAAGGUAGAUUCUUAGUGGGCGAGAUCCAGUUCAAGGGCCCUUGUCGCACUGAAUCAACCAUGGAAGUUGAGAUUACAGGAGAUCUAAUUGCUCCAACGGGCAUUAAGGAUUUUCCUUCGAAUCAAUGGAUUGGUUUUAGUCAACUAAACGAUAUCUUCUUGUACGGAAGUACUAACUUAGAUGGUAGAGGCGACGUUGAAGCCUGGAAACAAAAAAGUUGCGAGGACUCCAAAUGUGACAAACUCAUAACGUCUCUGAGCUUGGACAACGUGUCAAAUUCGAUAAUCGAAAACAUUUCGUUAUCAAAUGCGAAAGGGUUUCAUUUUCGGUUACACUCUGCUAGCAACGUUACGGUCCACAACGUUAGUAUCAGCUCCCCAUGGGACAGUCCUAACACCGAUGGGAUCCACGUUCAUAACUCCUCUUUCAUCUACAUCACCAACUCAACCAUUGGAGCCGGAGACGACUGCGUCUCCAUCUCAACUGGGAGUCUUGAUGUGCUUGUCUCCGGCACACAUUGUGGUCCAGGCCAUGGAUUCAGUAUAGGGAGCUUGGGGAAGGUUAAGAACGAGGAAGAAGUGAGAAGAAUUAAGUUUCAAAACUGCACCGUUAACGGGGCUGAUAACGGAGUUAGGAUUAAGACAUGGCCUACAUCACCGCCGAGCGAAGCUAGUGAUAUAACGUUCGAGGACAUUUUAAUGAUUAAUGUCUCUAAUCCCAUUAUCAUUGAUCAAGAGUAUUGCCCUUCUAAUAGCUGCAACACCACCUCUGCAUCGUUGGUGAAACUGAGCAACAUAGAGUUCAAGAACAUACGAGGAACGUACAGAAGUGAUUUCGGGGUGAAUCUGAGGUGCAGCUCUGUCGUGGCCUGUGAGAACAUAACGCUUAUCGACGUCAAUCUCAAUGGUACUAACUCAACUUAUAAGACGCCGAAGGAGAAGUGGGAGCAAGAGAAAUUUAGUACGAAGGGUAGCCUUAAUGGCUUAGCGGUUUUUAACUCAACUUUUAACUAGUUAAUCAGGGCAUCCACAUCGCCUUCAAUCUCUUCUUUCUUGAGAAAUUGAUAAAAUAGUUAACUAGUUAGACAGGGCAUCCACAUCGCAUUGAAUCUGUUUUUUCCUCAAAAAUUAAUAAAAUAGUAUUAUUAUCGUAUAACUAUUUUUAUUUAUUUAUAGUUAAUCAGACCACUAGCAGUCAAACAUCUGUCGGAAAAGGUUCAAGAGGUUCGGCUAGAUACUACCGUUAGAAUAUUAUUUUUAUUUAUUUUUAAUAAAUCAGACCACUGGCAAUCAAACAUCUGUCGGGAGAGGGUCUUAAAACUGAAGAAGAGGUUCUGUUCAGAGAUAUUAUCUGUCACCUCACUCUUCCUUUUACAUUUUUUAUAAUUUUUAAUCUGUUGAAACUCCGCUAGAUACUACCGAUAAAAGUGGUCUAAGAUCAUAUACACAUAUCAAAUACUAUACACUCUAUAAUAUUAUUUGAAAACUCAGUUUCAUAUGUGUCGCAUUCAUGUUAAUUCUUAAAGUGAUUAAUUACAAAUGUAUUCUUAAUAAAUUAAACUAUUAUUUUAAAUUGCCAUUAUUAUUUUUUUUUAAUAAUUUCUGCCAAUUAAAUUUUAAAUUUUAGUUUCUUUUUUAUAUAUUAUCUAAAUAACAUAUAUAAUAAAAAAGAAAAUAUUUAUAUAAUAAAAAACGAAAAUAAUAUUUACAAAAAGGAAAGAAAACAUAUUUUAUGAAAAUAUAUUUUAUAUAUAAUAUGAUUUCAUAAAAAAAGUGUAAAAAUAACAGUUUUGAUGUUAAAAAGAUAAUCAUCUCUUUAAAACAUAAUAUUAAAAAAACAUAUAUUGUUUUCUUUAUAUCAGUCUAUUUUCUCAGAUUUUUACAAAAGGUAAUUUAAAUAACAGAUACUAAAAUAUCAUUGAUGAACCAAAAAUAUUUUAUAAUUGAUAUGAUUGAGAUGUUUACUCAUUUUCACAUAUUUUUUUUGUUAAAAUUUUAACUACAAGUUUUUAAAAAUUUACAAAUCCAUCAAAUUAUAUAAAAGAAUUUACGGAAGUAUAUAUACAUAUUUAAGAUAAAAAAUCUGAACUAAUGAAAUAAAUAAAAUAUUCAAAUUUAGUUUAGCUAUAAUCAAAAGUAAUUGUGAUUCAAUUUGAAAAAAUAUGUGUGUAAUUCAUUAUAAUCCAAAAAUGAGUAAUUUAAACAAUCUAUAUUUUUAAGUCCAAGACCAAAGACUAAAUUUAGAAAAAUAAAAAUUAAUUAAAAAAUUAAUCUAUAUCAGCACAUAAAUUAUACUAUGGUUAAAUUUGGAGAAUUAAAUACAAUUCAAUACCGAAGUAAUAACCACAUGAAAUAGAUAUUACAUAUUCAAGUUAUAUGUCUAAUUAAAAUAAUAUAAUAUUAUUUAAAAUAAAUCAUACACAUUAAAAUUAGAAUAUUAAUAAUUUAUAAUAUAUUUAUUUGUAUAUAUUUGUAUCUGGCAUGAGCACGGGAAAAUCACUUAGGGGGGAGGGGUGUAUUCAAUCUAAAAUUUGAGAUGAUUUGAUUUUUAAUGAGGUUUUAGAUGAUUUUAAGGAAUUGCAGAGAAUAAAAUGAUUUUUGUUAAACCACUCUAGAAUAUCAACUAAAACUAUGGGAUUUGAGUUUUUAUUUUUUUAACUAAGAAACUCUAUUCAAACACUUUAAAAUCUCUUAAAAACUUUAAAAUUCCACAACCUUUAUAAAAUGUCAAGUUUAAUAAAACUGAAUUUUAAAUGAAUUUUUUAAAUUCAUGUUUUAAUAACAUGUUCAAUAACAGUGGAUUUGUCAUUUUAACAUAAAUCAUAUAAAACUUUCAAUUGAAUACACUCCCUAGUUAAAAGGAUAAAUAGGGGUUGAGAUUUGAGGCGACACUUUGUAUUCUUCUUUUCUGAGAGAUAGUAAAAGAAUGUUCCAACUGGCAAUUGGCUCAAUCAGCAUACAAUAAUAUUUGAAAGUCAUUUCAGAAUUUGCCAACGGAAAAGGUUUUAUGAUCCUAAUUGUUUUCAACUCACGAAUAUACAAGUAAAAGUACUAGCAUAAUUAAGAGAUAAAUGUAAGGGAACCAUCGAUAAAUCAGCUUCAAAGCCACCGUGCGUUUCAUCUCUCAACGUUGUUAUCCUUCCCCCAUGGUAUUCCGUUAGACUCGUAAUGGAGUUUACUGGAUAUUUUGCCCGUGUUUCGUUAAAUUAGCUAGCUGGAUUUGUUUAACAUUUCUAAGCUUCUUUUAUUUUCUUAAAUUUACAAUUUUAAGUGGAAGUCCUUUUAUUCAAAUCAUUUGAUUAAUAAUUUAUUAAUGUUCUCACACCAAAUUUCAAAUUAUACAA